AUGGAUAGUCAGAGAUACAACAGUCCUGGAGGGUUACAGUAUAUAAUGGAUAGUCAGAAGAGACUUCACCCAGUCCUGGAGGGUUUAAGUAUAUAAUGGAUAGUCAGAGAUACACCAGUCCGGAGGUUUACAGUAUAUAACUGGGAUUAGUCAGAGAUACACCAGUCUGGAGGGGUACAGUAUAUAAUGGAUAGAUCAGAGGAUGACACAGUACUGGAGGGUUACAGGAAUAAUGGAUAGUCAGAGAUACACCAGUCCGGGAGGGUUACAUGAUAUAAUGGAUAGUCGAGAUACACCAGUCCUGGAGGGUUUACAGUAUAUAAGGGAUAGUAAGAGUUACACCAGUCUGGAGGGUUACAGUAUAUAA
This is a messenger RNA of Coregonus sp. 'balchen', 367 nucleotides long. Lineage: Eukaryota; Metazoa; Chordata; Actinopteri; Salmoniformes; Salmonidae. The record is from the annotation of a GenBank genome assembly.